Loxodonta africana (African savanna elephant) is the source of this 2146-nucleotide messenger RNA. Its product is annotated as NACHT, LRR and PYD domains-containing protein 1. Gene Ontology annotation, cellular component: canonical inflammasome complex. NCBI's taxonomy places the organism in Eukaryota, Metazoa, Chordata, Mammalia, Proboscidea, Elephantidae. The record is from RefSeq and is a predicted model, not a curated record.
AUGGCAGGGCCCAGGACUAAGCUGGAGGUUGUGGAGGUGCAGAGACUUGAAUUUGAGGUGGGGGCGUCAUGUAGGAACUCAGCCCCCUCCAAGAUCUCAGGGAGAACAAUCAACUCUGUUUCUAGGAAGCAAAGUGUGAUGAUCUUUAAUGAAGGCCCAGAAAGGGGAGAGGUAAGUAAUAACACACCCUCGCUCAAGCAGCAGAGAUCAGAAUCAGGUAAUAUGAAGAGGCCAGGCCGGAAGCAUUGUGAUUGGAGCAGAAAUUGGGCAACUGCUUCUGACAUGGGACGGGCCAGGUUCCCCACCCAGGACAAGAUGGCUGCCUCCUCCCCACCACUGCCCUGCCUGUCCUGGAGGGAAGCUUCCCCACAAGGAGCUCAAGUGGAACCCUUCUGCCUCUCUUCUCCUACUCCUUUAGGGGACCUGCACAUGGAGCCUCUUGGGACUGGUGAUGACUUCUGGGGACCCACAGGGCCUGUGGCUACCAAGAUGGUUGACAUAGAGAGGAGCCUGUCCCACCCACCACCCCCACAAAUUCACUUCCAAAUGGCCAGCUCCUACCACUGGCCCAAAAGAGGUCUCCACUUUGUAGCGAGAGGGUCAGGGACCACUGAGAUCGAGUUCUGUGCCUGGGACCAGUUCCUGGAUGGGACUGUCCCACAGCACAGCUGGGUGGUUGCAGGGCCUCUGUUUGAUAUCAAGACUGAGCCAGGAUCUGUGACAGCUGUGUGCCUCCCUCACUUUGUGGUCCUCCAAGAUAACCAAACCCCUGCUCUCCACAUGGACUUUCUCCUGGAAAAGAGCCUUGCAGACAUUUCCAUGUUGCAAGUGGCCUACAUUAAAGAGGAGGGGAUGCUUCGGGUAGCCAGAGUAGAGCAAUCUUCCACAAUCCUGGAAAGCCCCAACUUUUCCCUGGGAGUUUCACUGAGAAUACCCUGUGCUGCUCAGAGCUACAUCCCCAUCACCUCCAUCAUGUUGCGUUACCAUCACUUCCACUGUGAAGAAGUCACGUUCCACCUCUACCUGAUCCCCAGUGACUGCUCCACUCAGAAGGCCAUAGAUGAUGAAGAAGAGAAGUUCCAGUCUGUUGGAUUACACAAUCCACCCCUGCCAACCCCACUCUACUCAGAGUAUCCCUAUGGGAUUGAAGAGGGCCAAAAAGGUGUCGGGUGGAAAAAGCCUCACUUGCAGGAGGAAUGGUGGCUUCCCGCAUGGUCUCUCCUCUUUCUCCAGGAGCUGGAGCUCUGCUGUAGGAGCCCUGGAGAAUCCCAGCUCUUCUCUGAGUUCUACACUGGCCUGGGGUCAGGGAUCAGGCUGGAAAUGAGAGACAAGAAAGAUGGGGUACAGGGAGUCCCUGACAGAGCUGGAGAAAAGUGUGGUGCAGAAUUAAGAUUCAUGAGAAAAGACCAGACGUAAUGGCCUGACUGAGACUAGAAGAACCCUCGAAGACAUGGCCCCCCGGAUUCUCUGUUAACCCAGGGCUAAAACCAUUUCUGAAGCCCCCUCUUCAGACAAAGAUUAGACUGGACUAUAAAAUAUAAGAUAAUACUUGUGAAGAGUGUGCUUCUUAGUUCAAGUAGAUACAAGAGACUAAAUGGGCAGCUCCUGUCCAGAGGCAGGAUGAGAGGGUAGAAAGGGACAGGAGCUGGUUGAAUGGACAUGGGAAAUGCAGGGUGGAAAGGGGGAGUGUGUUGUCACAUUAUGGGGAUUGCAACCAGUGUCACAAAACAAUUAGUGUAUAAAUUUUUGUAUGAGAAAUUAUAAACUUUCACCUAAAGCACAAUUAAAAAAAAAAGAUGGAGUUGUGAUAUGGAAGGCCUUGGUAAAAUCAGGACAAAUCUAGGGAGUUCAGAGAUGAAAAGAAAAGUCAAUAAAAGUGUGUGUGUGUGUGUGUGUGUGUGUGUCAGGGAGGCCAUUGUAUCAUCACAAUUUACUGACAAGAAGACAUAUCCCAGAGAAGUGGCUUUUUCAAGCUACAUCAUAGCUGGUAUGACCAGAAUUUAAACUCAAGUCAAUCUGACUCCAAGAUCCACGCUCUUUCCAUGCACCAUGUUGUCUACAAACUGCCCUUGAAUUAACAGAGUUUGACGUUCACAAGGCCUUUGGCAAAGUUUCUCAUGAUAGCUUGGAUGCGACAUGAACGAGU